This is a messenger RNA of Tachyglossus aculeatus (Australian echidna), 766 nucleotides long. It is a transcript of the gene TMDD1, whose product is annotated as transmembrane and death domain 1. NCBI's taxonomy places the organism in Eukaryota, Metazoa, Chordata, Mammalia, Monotremata, Tachyglossidae. The transcript has a single exon. Gene Ontology annotation, biological process: signal transduction. Bases 20 to 754 code for a protein of 244 amino acids. The record is from RefSeq and is a predicted model, not a curated record. Gene Ontology annotation, molecular function: protein binding.
AGAGGGCCCCCAGCGGAUCAUGUCGGCGCUGGGCCUGGGGCUGGCGGUGCUGUUUGCCCUGGGCGCCGGCGCCGGGGCCGGGGACACCCUGGGCCCCCACAUGACGUCCCGCUUGGCGGUGCUUCUGACCCCGGAGGAGUGCGAGGCCUUCCGCGCCUACCUGGCCCGGCCCGAGCCGCAGCCCGAGCCGCAGGAGCCGCCGGGCCUCAGAGGCCGGAGGGAGGCCGCGGCCUCCGGGGAGGAGCCGGCCCGGCCCGGCUGCCGGGAGUCCCUGGCCGGCUGGCUGGACGCCGAGGGCCCCGGCCUGACGUGGGACCGCGUGGCCCGGGCCUUGCGGCGCAGCGGCCGCCCCGACGUGGCCCGGGAGCUGGGCAAGACCCUCAACCAGGCCGCGGCGCUGGAGCUGCGGCGCUACGGGAAGCGCUACCUCAAGGCCUCCACCCCAACGCCCUCGCGGGCCCCUCCCGGCCGGCCCGCGCCCCGCCAGCCCCGGGCCCUGGCGUGGGACGAGCUGGAGCUGGUUGUGGAGCGGCUGCCCCUGGGGCCCUACGAGCGCAGCCCCCUGGGCUGGGUGGCGCCCCUGGCCCUCGGCCUCUUCUCCGGCUUGGUGGGGGCCCUGGGGGCCGGGGCGCUGCUCAUCCUGCUCACGCUCUGGGUCACCGGCGGAGACAGCCCCGGCCCGGCCCCGGAACAGGAGGAUCCGGGGGCCCCCGAGACGCCGCUCCUCGGGUUCCCCGCCGCGACUGGCCAAUAAAUAGCCUAAGUG